AUGGCGGCGCAGCAGCCGGUGCAGAAGAACACGCUCUACGUCGGAGGAUUGGCAGAGGAAGUCAACGAGUCCAUACUCCACGCCGCGUUCAUCCCCUUCGGUGACAUUAAAGAUGUCAAGACUCCGUUAGAUCAGGCCACUCAGAAGCAUCGCUCCUUCGGGUUCGUUACUUUCCUCGAGAAGGAAGACGCCUCCGCGGCCAUGGACAACAUGGACGGAGCCGAGCUCUACGGAAGAGUACUCACCGUCAAUUACGCUCUCCCGGAGAAAAUUAAGGGCGGUGAACAAGGAUGGGCUGCUCAACCUAGUAUGUUUACUGCCUUCUUCUUUCUCACAUUGUUACAUAUGCAACAAGAAGAGGAAAUGCAGCGAAUGCAAGAAGAGAACCGUGCUGCAUUGCAGGCUGCAGAGGACUUGCAUAGAAAGAAGAAGGCAGAUGAGCGAGAAGGAGAGAAGGAAGAAGAAACUGAGGCCAGAGAUGACCCGAUGGCGAGGGCUGAAGCACAAGUCUUGAAUCAGAACGGUUCCUAG
Linum tenue is the source of this 531-nucleotide messenger RNA. The record is from the annotation of a GenBank genome assembly. Lineage: Eukaryota; Viridiplantae; Streptophyta; Magnoliopsida; Malpighiales; Linaceae.